AUGAAGCUGAAAACCGUGCUCACCUAUUAUGUGUGUCUUUUUCUAUUCUUCUGUUUGUUAAGCGGUUUAGGGAUGGGUUUGGCGGAUUCCUCAGGAGAAGCACCCCCGCCAGACAGCUUCCUAUCAACCUGCAUGGAAGUCAUUGACGCCAUAACAUUCUACGAAGAUGAGUUGAAGAAAUAUAAGUAUGAGCAUAAGUGUGCGGCCUAUCGGUAUAUAGGAAAUGCGGUUUUGGAAAAGCACAACUUGAGUAAUUACAACUGCUAUGGGAAGAUACAAAAGGCCUUGUGCAAGCUAAGGUACACCAGGGUUGCGCCUCCUGAGGAGGAGAGGGACGAAGAGCAUGAAGAUAAAAAAGGUGACAGACACAACAGGGAAGAUACCACUGAAGAGAAUAAUACAAAUGCGGAGCACCCUCAGGAACAUUUCCUAACAGAAGGAGAGGGAGAUACGUGCACCAGAACGAAGGAUAUGUUCAUGUCCCUGUUGAGGAAAUGCACUGAAGGGGGAUAUGGAGACCCCCUAGCCCACUGUGCUUCCCUAGACAUUGAAAAAAAUAUCAUUUCAGAUGGAGAACUAUUCUGUGAGAGUUCGUUCGAAAGGAAAAAAAAAAGUGUGCAGGAAAAUGAGCAGCACAAAUCAGCAUAUGUAAAUUAUUAUAAAAAUAACAUAAUUGAAACAUUUCAUUUUGAGGAAGACCAAAGGGACGACUGCAUCGGUAUGGUUAAUCUGUUUAACAACUGCUCCACUGUUAGAAGAAGCGUCUUUGGAGAUAAGCCUCUUACCCAUUGUGUUGAACAGAGCGAAAAGCACUUUUGCAAUAGAAGGCUUCACAAAAUGGAGGAUAAAAACUAUAUAUAUACCUGCUCAGAUGUGAUAGUGCCUUAUUUGUUGGGCGCAAAUAAUAAGGGGAAGACAUACAGCGAAAUGUGCCACGAUGUAAAAGAUUAUACAAAGGUGUUGAAGAAUGAAAAAAAUGAGUUUUUAAAAAAAAAAAAAGAAAUACAAGAAAAUGUGAAGCAUAUCAAGAUAAUACAAAAAUUGUACAAAAUUACGGAACACAUUUUCCAAACUUUGCAGGAGGAAGUGGAAAAAUGCAACCCAGAUUUAUUUCACCUUUUUAACCUUUUGAAAAACUCAAAGAUUGUGCUCCCCAAUGAGUACAUGUUAAAAUUGGACGAAAUAACUGAUGGAAUGACUGACUUGGAAGACGCAAUCCGCAAAAUGGUGUAUCCCACCUUGGAUGAGAAAAGCAUGGAGAAAAACGUUUUGCUAGUUAAUGACGCGAAGGCUGCCAUAGAGGACUUCCUGAGAUUGCAGGAGGGCAUCGUGGUCGCGGUUAGACAGGUUAAUGAGUACAUUCGCAAAGCAACCACUACAACCGCUGCAAGAGAUAAAGCUAUCCCGUUUGGAAAUCACGCCAGCCUCUUAAGCUUGGAAGAGCUGGAGAAACUGCAACAAAGACAUAAGCGCAUUAACGAGAGAAUAGAAAAAUAUGCGGACAGACGCAGCCACUCCAUUUUCCACGACCAUAAUUCUAUGAUGAAAGAUUUCCAUAACGAUAUUGAGAAGCUAAAUGGACUAAUUGAAAUUUACACGUCUCAAAUUUCUUUGCUAAUUGGUAAGGGGUUAGUUGCAUGA
Molecule: messenger RNA, 1641 nt
Organism: Plasmodium fragile
Lineage: Eukaryota; Apicomplexa; Aconoidasida; Haemosporida; Plasmodiidae
Exons: 1
Coding region: 1-1641 (546 amino acids)
Source: RefSeq, a predicted model, not a curated record